ACACAUCAAGCAAAUACGUGAAUUGUCGAGUUCUUACCUUCAUUAUUCUGAUUAUGUCAUCAUCUGAGAAGAUUAUGGAUUCAGAGCCAGCUAAACUUCAUGCGAUCUCAUCCAUCAUUGUCUCUAUCAUUGUUACCGUCGGGGUGAUCGUUGCUACAGCUAUCCUAGCCGGGGGUGACUACGGAAGAUGCUCGAACUCGUGCAUGAUCACGGAUGGAGGGGCAAGUACCAAAGCUAUGACUUCUAGCAAGGCUAAAGAUGUGAUGAUCAUGAAGGGUGAUGAAGAGAUUGGUAUGCAGACAACAUGGUAUGACUACAGCUCAAACACUUUACAGGCUGAGACACCAUCGGGAACAUCCGGGGAUUUCCUCAAUUCAACUAUUGUCAUUGAUUACAACAGGAUUCAUGGAUGA
Molecule: messenger RNA, 413 nt
Organism: Lytechinus variegatus (green sea urchin)
Lineage: Eukaryota; Metazoa; Echinodermata; Echinoidea; Temnopleuroida; Toxopneustidae
Exons: 4
Coding region: 54-413 (119 amino acids)
Source: RefSeq, a predicted model, not a curated record